UUUUUUUUUUUUUUUUUUUUUUGCUGGUGGUGGUGGUGAGGUCUACGGUGCCGCGUGAUCCCGAGCCAGUUGGCACGCGCCCUCCUCCGCUGGUUGUUGGGCUGCGUGAGCCUCUCCUCCUGUGGGCGCCGAAGGGAAGCCAGACCCGGGCGGGCGGAGAGCUUGCUCCCAAGAGGAAUGGCGGCCCCGACUAUGAAGGAAAGGCAGGCUUGCUGGGGAGCCCGCGAUGAGUACUGGAAGUGUUUAGAUGAGCACAUGGAGGACGCUUCUCAGUGCAGGAAGUUAAGGAGCUCGUUUGAAUCCAGCUGUCCGCAACAGUGGAUAAAAUAUUUUGAUAAAAGAAGAGACUACUUAAAAUUCAAAGAAAAAUUUGAAGCAGGACAAUUCCAACCUUCAAAAUCAACUGCAAACUCCUAGGAUGUUCCUGAACUUUUCACAAAGGUUGAAACUAUCUUUCUGGACACCCACAGAUGCACCCUUGACUGGGAGACAGUAGUCGUUUACAUCAUGGUAAACAUCAAUACUUGUUCCCUGUGUAUAACACUUAGUAACUAAAAUCAUCAAGUAACAGAUGAUGUCAGCAUUCAAGCUGAAGAAUGUGAAAUAUAAUGGUGUUAAAUGUGCUUAGUUUUAACUUAAUAAGAAAUAUAUAUUUUAAGAAAAAAAAGAAAAGUAAAUCCUAUUAUAAAAACA
Messenger RNA from Oryctolagus cuniculus (rabbit), 693 nucleotides. RefSeq names its product cytochrome c oxidase assembly factor 6 (gene COA6). Gene Ontology annotation, cellular component: mitochondrion. Gene Ontology annotation, biological process: mitochondrial ATP synthesis coupled electron transport; respiratory chain complex IV assembly. The record is from RefSeq and is a predicted model, not a curated record. NCBI's taxonomy places the organism in Eukaryota, Metazoa, Chordata, Mammalia, Lagomorpha, Leporidae.